CAAACAGGGGAAUUUAUAGCUGAUUAAUGAAAUCUACUUUCACUUUCAUUUUGAGUACAUUUUAUACUUCCCCCCCCCCGCCCAGUCUAUUGGGAACAGCAGACCGUUCGUCGGUGGUUGUCGGAUUGAAAGUCUUUUCAGCUCCAGCAGACAGGUUGUUAACAUGAGUUCUGACACCUACAUGCAGAGUCCUGUGUGUCUGAUUGAAAACACCCAGAAGGGGAAACUGGUGAUCAAUGAGGAAGCCCUGCAACUUCUCUCCAAUAUUAAUGAGACGGUGGUGGUUGUAUCUGUCGUGGGAUUUUACAGGACUGGGAAGUCCUACUUGAUGAACCGAUUGGCUGGAAAGACUCACGGUUUCUCUCUCGGAUCAACUGUCCAAUCCCACACCAAGGGGAUCUGGAUGUGGUGUAUGCCUCAUCCUAAGAAGCACAAUCACUGCUUAGUGCUCCUGGAUACAGAAGGUCUGGGUGAUAUUGAGAAAGGUGAUCAGAAGAACGACUGCUGGAUCUUCUCUCUGGCUGUGCUCCUGAGCAGCAUGUUUGUGUACAACAGCAUGGGAACCAUUGACCAGUAUGCAGUGGAGAAACUCCAUUUUAUUUCCAAUCUGACGGAGCUCAUCAAGGUGAAGUCCAAUGAAGGAGAUGAUGAUGAUGAUGAAGAGCUAGACUUAUUGAAGAUCUCUCCGGCCUUUGUUUGGACAGUGCGGGAUUUCACCCUGGAACUGAAAAUCAAUGGCCAGGAUGUCACGGCAGAUGAGUAUUUAAACCAUGGGCUUCAACUCAAAAAAGGUUUCUCCAGAAAAGUGUUGGAACACAACCAGCCCCGUGAGUGCAUCAGGAACUAUUUCAGGUCUCGCAAGUGUUUCGUGUUUGUUCAGCCAACGACCAGUUCGAAUCUAAACCAGGUGGAAAAGCUCCCGGAAAGUCAGCUUGACCCCAAAUUUGUUGACAUGUGCCAUGAGUUCUACCAGUACAUCCACCUUGAAUCACAGCCUAAGACAAUCAAAGGUGGUCACAGGAUCAAUGGUAGAAAGUUGGCAAUCUUAGCUAAAACCUACGUUGAAACUAUUGCCAGUGGGAUGGUACCUUGCAUAGAGGAUGCUGUUAGCAGCAUGGCUAAGAUUGAAAAUACAGCUGCCCUCAAAGAUGGCCUCGCUCACUACAAACAACAGAUGGACCUGAUAAUGAAGAUACCAAGUGAAACUGAAGAGCUGGCAAAGAUGCACACACAGUGUCGGAAAGAGGCCAUUGACCUCUUCAUGAGGAGGUCCUUCAAUGACCAAGAUCAGGCUUAUUACAAGCAGAUGGUGGCCGAUGUGCAAGCACAUUAUUUGGAGCUUUGUGGCAAGAAUGAAGCUGCUUCCAUGGAGGCGUGCACCAACCUGCUGGAGACCCUGUCCACCGAGAUGGAGGAGAAACUGCGAGAGGGACUUUAUGCUCAGCCCGGUGGCUAUCGAGUGUAUGAAGAGGAUCGCCAGAAGAUGAUUCUGCAAUUCCACUCCGCCCCUGGAAAGGGGAAUAAGGCCGAAGACGCCUUGAACAAGUUCAUGAAACGCAAAACUCCGGAAGCUGACUCCGUGCUGCAGGCCGACAGGAUGCUGACAGACAAGGAUAGGGAACUGGCAGCUGAGCAGCAGAGAGUCACUGAGGCCAAACAAGAGACAAAGGCACAGGAAGAGGCAGUGAAAACCCUGGAGAAGAUGAGGGACAACGAGAGGAUGUUUCAUCAAGAGAGUGUCAAACACCUGAAGCUAAAGAUGGAAGAAGAGAAAGAGAACUUGCAGAGGGAGCAGAAGAUAGCACUGGAAAGCAAAUUGAGAGAACAGAAGGAACUAGCAGAGAAGGAGUUUACAAUGAAAGCUGAGAUGAUGGAGGAACAGAUCAAGGCACUAAAGGGGCAACAUGAAUCUGAUGACUCAAUCUCUAAAUAUGAAAGGAUUGCUAGGAUAGCUCAGAGCUUUCUAGAAACUAUGGUUAAUGCUUAUUCAUCGCACAAAACCUUGAAACUGUUGGCCAAGAAAUAAUCUUCAAGUGCAUAACCCCGCUGUUUCAGGGUAGGUACAGUUCUGACACAGGAUUUCUUGGAAUAGGAUUUAGCCGACACUGGUUGGCUAGUAAUUAUCUGACGAUUGGUGGGUGGGUGUGCGGGAGCAUUAUGGGGGGGUGUAAACCCGAUCACAUGGCCUUAAUAGAACUUGCUUCAUCUUCAUACUGCUGGGAAAAAACAGUCAAACAAAGCACUAGGCUUUAUUUCUAGAGGAAUAGAAUUGAAAAGGAGGGAAGUUCUGCUGAGCCUGUAUCAAACCUUGGUUAGAUCACAGCUCUGACCACCAUAUUAUAACAAGGAUAUAGAGACACUGGAGAGGGUUCAGUGUAGAUUUACAAAGACAAUCCCAGAAAUGUGAGGGUAUACAUAUCAGGAAAGGAUUGACAGGAUGGGUCUCUUCUCUCCUGAAAAAAGUAGGCUGAGUGGUGACCUAUGUUUUACAUAGGAUUACAUAUACUUCACAUAAACAGGAAAUUUGGCUCAACCAGUCUGUGCCAGUGUUUAUACUCCACUUGAGCCUCCUCCCAUCUUUCCUCAUCCAAAUCCAUCAUCGUAACCCUUUAUUCCCUUGUCCCUCAUAUCCUUGUCUAGUUUCCCUCUGAAAUACACCUACACUAUUCACUCCAGCCACUCCCUGUAGUAACAAGUUCCACAUUCUCACCAUUCUCUGGGUAACGAAGUUUCUCCUGAAUUCCCUAUUGGAUUUCCUGGUGACUAUCUUACAUUGAUAGUCUUUAGUUAUGCUCUUCCCCACAAGAGGAAACAUUCUCUCUGUAUAUCUCUGCUAAGGUGAAACAUGUACUGGUUGAUGUAACCAACAUAAUUAUUUCUUCAAAAAAGAUAGGCUUGAUGCAGAAUAAUAGAAAUCUAUCCUUAGCAAAUGCCUCUCAUAAUUGUUAGCCAUUGCACCAAAUAUGAAAAUUCUCACAGUGAAGGCAAUCACACUUUAAUCUGGUGCAAAAAGCUGGUGUAGGCCUGACUUUGGCUGAAUACAGCAGAGCUUUGUAAAUCAGUUAAAAAUAGGGGAUUAACAUGGUGCAAAGUAUUUAUCAUUCUGCUCCAAAUAGCUGGUGCAUUUAAUAUGUUAUAAACUGUGCUUUUACAAUUGAGGUAAUGUUGGACACUUCACAUGAUUUGCCUGAUGUGGCGGGUGCUUAUGAUAAGUGUGGAUGGUGUAAGUGGUGGGGACUGUAUUUCAAAACAUCCUUGCUUCCUGUAGCAAAGUCACAGCUCAGAGUAUCCAUUUCAAAUUGUCUAUGUUUGGCUGUUAAUUAUAGCAAGAAUUCCUCUUGUCAAUGUGUAUCGCUUUCCCUGUUUUCUGUAAAAAAUUGACUGCACAUUUUCUCUGAUUCUAACUUUAUUGUAGUUCAACCCUUUCGUUCAGUUAGUUACAAUUUCACUCCAUUGAUAUUACAAAAUAAAACAUAUAAACUGACAAAA
This is a messenger RNA of Carcharodon carcharias (great white shark), 3489 nucleotides long. RefSeq names its product guanylate-binding protein 1-like. The transcript is spliced from 10 exons. The record is from RefSeq and is a predicted model, not a curated record. NCBI's taxonomy places the organism in Eukaryota, Metazoa, Chordata, Chondrichthyes, Lamniformes, Lamnidae. The coding region runs from base 164 to 2026 and encodes 620 amino acids. Gene Ontology annotation, molecular function: GTPase activity; GTP binding.